GACUAAAACAAAAUAUAUCAAUUAGGGAAGAAAAAAUUGCUAUCGAUCCAUGUGGAGGCGAGAGAAUCCUGCAUUGCCCCACAUUUUCCAUAAUCGCCCUUCAAUGGUGGUUGAAUCCUCAUCAGAAAGUUGAAGUUUUGGGUCUAAAGCUCCUGCAUUUCCACCCCAGAAGCAUAAGAAGCUUUUCCCGUCCGGUUUCUGAAUCUCGAUCGGAAAAAAUGGGGAGCUUGGGGGCGAUUCUGAGACACCCAGAUGAUUUUUACCCGCUUCUGAAGCUGAAAAUGGCGGCGAAGAAGGCGGAGAAGCAGAUCCCGCCAGAGCCCCAUUGGGGAUUCUGCUACUCCAUGCUCCACAAGGUCUCUAGAAGCUUUGCCCUAGUUAUCCAGCAGCUGGGCCCCCACCUCCGUAACGCCGUAUGUGUUUUCUACCUUGUUCUUCGUGGCCUUGAUACCGUCGAGGAUGAUAUGAGCAUACCGACCGAUGUCAAGGUUCCCAUACUGAUAGCUUUCCACCGUCACAUAUACGAUCGCGACUGGCACUUUUCAUGCGGCACGAAGGAUUACAAGGUCCUGAUGGACCAAUUCCACCAUGUUUCAGCAGCAUUUUUGGAACUGGAAAAAGGGUAUCAAGAUGCUAUCGAGGAUAUUACUCUAAGAAUGGGUGCAGGAAUGGCCAAGUUCAUUUGCAAGGAGGUAGAAACAAUUGAAGAUUAUGAUGAGUACUGCCACUAUGUUGCUGGACUGGUGGGUUUAGGUUUGUCGAAGCUUUUCCUCGCCUCGGGUUUGGAAGUUCUAACUCCAGAUUGGGAGCAAAUUUCCAAUUCAAUGGGUUUAUUUCUACAGAAAACAAAUAUUAUUAGGGAUUAUCUCGAGGACAUUAAUGAGAUACCGAAGUCACGCAUGUUUUGGCCUCGCCAGAUAUGGAGCAAAUAUGUUGACAAGCUUGAGGUGCAUGACUUGAAAUAUGAGGAGAACUCAACCAAGGCGGUGCAGUGUUUGAAUGAUAUGGUCACUAAUGCAUUGACACACAUUGAGGAUUGCGUAAAGUACAUGGCUUCGUUACGAGAUCCUGCCAUCUUUCGCUUCUGUGCCAUCCCUCAGAUCAUGGCGAUUGGGACGAUUGCAUUAUGCUAUAACAAUAUAGAAGUGUUUAGAGGGGUAGUGAAGAUGAGGCGUGGUCUUACGGCUAAAGUCAUGGACCGGACUAACACAAUGACUGAUGUCUAUGGUGCAUUCUACAGCUUUUCCCGAUUGCUGAAAACAAAGGUUGACAAGAACGAUCCAAAUGCCACGAAGACUCUGAACCAGCUUGAAGCUGUCCAGAAAGUCUGUAGAGAAUCUGGAAUGCUUCACAAAAGAAAAUCAUACGUCGACGAUGAUAAACCACAGUUCAACCCUCUCUAUGUUGCAAUUCUUGUCAUUUUACUGUCCAUUGUCUUCGCAUAUCUCAAAGCAAACCAAGGGACCGAGUAACCAACGUAAGCAUCCUUGGGUAUGUCACCAGAAUAUCUGCUUGUUGGAAUUUGCCAUGUUCUAUGCCCUUUAUGUUUUUCAUUUUGUUUUGUGGGGUAAAAUUGUUUUUACCCUUUGUUUUGUUUGUUUUUGAAAUUAUACAAUCUUUAUCAAACUGGUGAUUUCCUUAUUUUGGUUUACCAAGAAUAUAAUAGGGUGAAUCAUGUGACUUUGUACUGUAA
Messenger RNA from Tarenaya hassleriana, 1693 nucleotides. RefSeq names its product squalene synthase 1-like. The transcript has 13 exons. The record is from RefSeq and is a predicted model, not a curated record. NCBI's taxonomy places the organism in Eukaryota, Viridiplantae, Streptophyta, Magnoliopsida, Brassicales, Cleomaceae. Gene Ontology annotation, molecular function: squalene synthase [NAD(P)H] activity. Bases 219 to 1472 code for a protein of 417 amino acids. Gene Ontology annotation, biological process: lipid biosynthetic process; farnesyl diphosphate metabolic process. Gene Ontology annotation, cellular component: endoplasmic reticulum membrane.